Solanum verrucosum is the source of this 2341-nucleotide messenger RNA. Its product is annotated as C-terminal binding protein AN. The coding region runs from base 180 to 2075 and encodes 631 amino acids. NCBI's taxonomy places the organism in Eukaryota, Viridiplantae, Streptophyta, Magnoliopsida, Solanales, Solanaceae. Gene Ontology annotation, molecular function: NAD binding. The record is from RefSeq and is a predicted model, not a curated record. Gene Ontology annotation, biological process: microtubule cytoskeleton organization. The transcript is spliced from 7 exons.
GUGACACAAAAAAAAAAGUGACAGGGAAGACUAGGGUCUCUCACAACUCUUGAGGCAAAAAACCGGUACCUCAUUGCUUUCUAAACUCGCCGGAGAAAAAGACGGAAAUGCUCGCCGGUGUUCUCCGGCGUCCAUAAUCAUUUCCGGCAACAACGUCAUCCAGAUCUCCGGCAGCAACAAUGGCGCACCACAACAAAACGACGUCGUUGAUUACUCAACAAGUUCCUCUAGUCAUAACACUCAAUUGCAUCGAAGACACAACGUUAGAACAAGAAUGUCUCUCCGGCAUCGCAGUAAUCGAACACGUCCCACUCAGCCGCUUAGCCGAAGCCCGGAUCGAGUCAGCUACAGCCGUACUUCUUCACUCACUUGCGUUCCUUCCACGCGCGGCACAACGCCGGCUCCGUUCAUGGCAGCUUAUUCUCUGUCUCGGCUCCUCCGACCGCGCUGUCGACUCAGCUCUCGCUUCUGACCUUGGACUUUCUCGGCUUGUUCAUGUAGAUGUUAACCGCGCUGAAGAGGUUGCGGAUACUGUUAUGGCUCUUAUCCUUGGUUUGCUUCGCCGUACUCAUCUUCUCUCUCGCCAUACGUUAUCGGCUUCCGGCUGGCUUGGCUCCGUUCAGCCCCUGUGCCGUGGAAUGCGCCGCUGUCGCGGCCUUGUACUGGGAAUUGUUGGUAGAUCUGCGUCUGCAAGGUCUUUGGCUACCCGGAGUUUAGCAUUCAACAUGAGCGUGCUUUAUUUUGAUGUUGAGGGAAAUGGAAAAAUGAGCAGACACUCUAUUAGAUUCCCACCUGCUGCCAGGAGAAUGGAUACCCUUAAUGACUUACUCGCUGCAAGUGACCUGAUAUCAUUACAUUGUGCUCUAACAAACGAAACAGUUCAAAUUAUUAAUGCAGAUUGCUUGCAGCACGUAAAACCUGGGGCGUUUCUUGUUAACACCGGUAGUUGCCAACUGUUAGAUGAUUGUGCUGUGAAACAACUUCUAAUAGAGGGAAGCAUUGCUGGCUGUGCUUUGGAUGGUGCUGAAGGGCCACAAUGGAUGGAAGCAUGGGUAAGGGAGAUGCCCAAUGUCCUGAUACUGCCGCGCAGCGCAGAUUAUAGUGAAGAGGUGUGGAUGGAAAUAAGGGAGAAAGCUAUUUCUAUGCUGCAGUCAUUCUUCUUGGAUGGUGUUGCUCCAAAGGAUUCUGUGUCCGAUGAAGAAGAGGAAAGUGAGAUAGGGUAUGACAAUGAAGUUCACCAAAUACAAGAUGUUGAAAGCGCGUUGCAGGGUUCUCCUAGUCAGCAGGCCAUUGAAGAUGUUGCAGAGAGCUCUCAGAAAAGAUUAGCGAGUGUCUCGAGGGAAUCACCUAGUCAGCUUCAAGGCUCCAUGGUGUCUCAAAAUAGUUCUGGUAGAUCUGAAGUAAAGAGAAGCCGAUCAGGUAAAAAGGCUAAAAAGCGGCAUGGGCGCCAAAAAUCACAACACAAAGUGGAUGAGCACUUGGCAUUUGAAAAGGAGAGUACGUCACACCAUGAAGAUGGGGCAACAAUGAGCGGAACAGAUCAAGGUGUGAGUUCCAGUUCACGUUUUGCUUCUCCGGAAGAUUUAAGAGGUAGGAAGACAUCAAUUGAAUCAAUACAGGAAUCAUCAGUGGAGCAGCUAUCAAAAAAAGGCAUAAAUCUCAGCAGAAAAUCUUCAGAACUGCUGAAGGAUGGUUAUGUAAUAGCUUUACAUGCAAGACAUCAUCCCGCUUUGCAUGUCUCCAGACAAAGAGUUAAAGGGGGUGGUUGGUUCCUCGACACAAUGCCAGAUGUUACAAAAAGAGACCCAGCGGCACAGUUCCUUGUGGUUUCUAGGAGCAAGGAUACAAUUGGGUUGAGAUCAUUUACUGCUGGAGGGAAGUUGCUACAGAUAAAUAGGAGAAUGGAAUUUGUAUUUGCAAGUCACAGUUUUGAUGUUUGGGAGAGUUGGACAUUUGAAGGCACUAUGGAAGAAUGUCGACUAGUUAACUGUAGGAAUCCUCUGGCUGUUUUGGAUGUACGCGUUGAAGUACUUGCAGCUGUUGGAGAUGAUGGUAUCACUCGAUGGCUUGACUAGGCAGUUUCUUGAACCACUGCGCAUGAUUUUUUAACAUAUGCUGUGCUGAUUCGUUUGGAAUGUUUACCACAAGUAGUUUUGUAAAGCAUUGAGUCUCCCUCAAAGCAAGAGUUGUAAGUUUUUAAAUGUAACUUUCAUUAUUGCCUCCUGUCAGGGUUCUUUCUUUCCAUGACAAUGGCUUAUUGUAUUUUGAGGAUUCAAAAAUAGGCUUGCCUUUUGUUUUGACUGUUGCUUUUUUAAUGGACAUUUGCAUGCUUUGCGAGUAA